Messenger RNA from Salvelinus sp. IW2-2015, 1022 nucleotides. Lineage: Eukaryota; Metazoa; Chordata; Actinopteri; Salmoniformes; Salmonidae. The record is from RefSeq and is a predicted model, not a curated record.
AAUUACACAAUUUUCCUGUCCUGCUAAGCUUUCAAAAUGGAGCGAGUACAUUUGGGUGUCAAGGAAAAUGUAUGGAGUAAAAAGUAGAAGUUGUCAAAAAUAUAAAUAGUAAACUAAAGUACAGAUACCCCAAAAAACGACUUAAGUAUUUUUACUUAAGUACUUUACACCACUGCCCUCAUGUAUCCUAUGGGGUGGAUAGCCUGUACAGCUUAUAUUACAACACCGCUUUCUGCAACUCUCCCCCCCCCACACACACACGGGCAUUGUCAUGUCCUCCAGCUACCACUGCGCUCACAUACUACCUGUUAUCAAUGGAAGGUAGACACAGUAAUAUGAGGUUUUAGGUUACUCCACUCAUACUCAACCAGGUAGCCAGAUCUGUCUAUUAUUUUGCCAAAUCCUCUAUUGUUUGUUUUCAUGCUAGAGGAGUUGAGAAAAGAACCAACAGAUGUCACUGCUAUCUCACCAGAUGUAACAUGCUGUCCUCUGGUGUUUCCCCAGGCUGGAUGCGUGUGAACGUGGGCGGGAGCCAGGCGGUGUCCUACCUCCAGCGUCUGUUCCAGCUGAAGUACACUGGUCACCUGGCGGCCGUCACCCUCUGCCUCAGAGAGCUGCUCCACAAACACAGCUACACAACCACCAAGAGCUGGAGAAGUGGCGCAGUGCAGAGUUCUAUGAGCAGGAGGUGCACCGCAUGUAGCUGCACUUCUCUGCCAAGGUUCUGGGCGGCGUGGUGAUUGUGGAGGAGAUGCAGGAGAGACGCGCCCAGCAGCUACGCAUGCUGCAGGAGAUAAACGCCUGGCACAGGGAGGAGAUGCUGCAGCAGGACCAAGAGCGUCUGGAGAAACUAUUGGCCCCGCAGGCAAGAACCAUUAUCUUUUAACCACUUCGUCAACCAUGACCCUUAACUGCUGUGCAAUUCCACGGUCUCGGAAUUACGCAGAGUCCCCAAUUUCUCACUUAAAAUGUACUCCAAACAAAAACAUUGAUUUCAAAGUUUAAUAAACCGUACAACCCUA